This is a messenger RNA of Pungitius pungitius (ninespine stickleback), 1991 nucleotides long. RefSeq names its product tribbles pseudokinase 3 (gene trib3). The coding region runs from base 477 to 1538 and encodes 353 amino acids. Lineage: Eukaryota; Metazoa; Chordata; Actinopteri; Perciformes; Gasterosteidae. The transcript has 4 exons. The record is from RefSeq and is a predicted model, not a curated record. Gene Ontology annotation, molecular function: protein kinase activity; mitogen-activated protein kinase kinase binding; ATP binding. Gene Ontology annotation, biological process: protein phosphorylation; positive regulation of proteasomal ubiquitin-dependent protein catabolic process; regulation of MAP kinase activity. Gene Ontology annotation, cellular component: nucleus.
UCGGGGGGACUCGGUGGGGACUCGGCUUUGUUCGCUUCGGCUCCGGAUGCAGAUUUGAAAAAAGAAAAAAAAAUGGUUUCAUUUUUAGUUUUUAACUGAACAAACAACUGUUCAGUUACUUUUAAUCAUCUUCUUCUUCUUCACGAUCAGUUUAAUCUCAUUUGGACCGAAGAAGAAUCCGAACUAACAGCUGACUGACGACACGUUGCGCAACGGAGACAACAAUAACACAACGAGACAAAGACGUCACACCCGGACUCCAGCGCUCCCAGUAUCACAGCCGCUGGUCCCAGUCCGACCUCCCAUUGUGUCUGCAACGACUUCCACGGAAACAAGCCGGAUCUACUCCACGCCAGCUGUAGUCCUCCCAGUCUACUGGUCUCUACUGGUUUCUACCCGGUCUACUGGUCCCUACUGGUCUCUACCCGGACUACUGGUUUCCUGUUGACCCGCAGUCCGAAACCCUCCGCCUGAAGAUGAGCGUGGGCACGACGGCGACCCGCUCCCAGCUGUGUCUGAAGAGGCUACUGGACGAGCCCCAGGAGAUCGUGAAAUGUAAAGUGGCUCGUCUGGACCCGAGCCUUCCCACCACCGGCCUAUCGGACUGCCUCAGGCCCAGAAGCCCCGCCCCCGCAUCCAGCCCGAGCCAAUCUCCAUCCAGAGUGGGCUCGUACUUCCUGUUUGAGCGCUGCGAGGGGGAGAAGAGUUACAGGGCGGAGCAUGCGCAGACAAAGCAGCAGUACACCUGCCAGGUGCUUCCUCUACGCGGUUACCAAGAGCGCUUGGCUGCCUACGCCCGCAUCGGUCACCACGGCAACGUGUGCGGCCUGCUGGACGUGGUGAUCGGCCAGGACAGCGUGUACGUCUUCCUGCCCGGUCACUACGGCGACAUGCACGCCUACGUCCGAAGCAGGAAGCGCCUCGGCGAGGAGGAGGCGGGGCUUCUGUUCGCUCAGAUGCUGAACGCGGUCACGCACUGCCAUCACCACGGCGUCGUCCUCAGAGACCUGAAGCUCCGCAGGUUCGUCUUCACCGACGAGUACAGGACGCGUCUCGCUCUGCUCGGCCUCGACGACUGCGUCGUCCUGCGCGGCGACCAUGGCGACGACUCCCUGACGGACAGACACGGCUGCCCCGCCUACGUCAGCCCGGAGCUGCUGACCAACGGAAGCCGGUCCUACUCGGGCCGCGCCGCGGACAUCUGGAGCCUGGGCGUGUCCCUGUACACCAUGCUGAUUGGACGCUACCCGUUCCAGGACACGCAGCCCGCCGCGCUGUUCGCCAAGAUCCGCCGCGGGGCCUUCGCCGUGCCCCAGUGGCUGUCGCCCCGGGCCAAGUGCCUGAUCGGCUGCAUGCUCAGGAAGUCGCCCGACGAGAGGCUGGCGGCGUCGGAGCUGCUGAUGCACCCGUGGCUGAGCGGCCGCCCGCGCACGCCGCGCCACGCCGCCAAGAGGACGCAUCCCAGCGCGCACAAAACGCCGCAGAGCAGAACGCAGGACGACGACCAGGUGGUGCCCACGUGGACCAAAAAACACUAACACACACACACACACCUUGUAUCUCUAUGCUUGUGAGGACCUGGGUCGAUAUAUUUCAGCACUGAACUCGAUUCUAACGUCAAGUCUGAGCCCCCAAAUGUCCCGCAGUGUCGCCAUAGUUACUAAAACAAUGACUAAUGACGCUUGACAUUUUCUCUCAUCACCGAGACACCAACUGUGACUAAAUGUCAACACGCAAUAUUGUUGAGGAAAUUGGACAAGACCGGAGAAAUCAAAACCCAAACCGCUUUAUUUUUGCUUACAAAAAGAGUUUUAUACUAUUUUCUUCAAAAAGAAACUGGGCUUGAGAAAUAAUUUUACCAGAAAUAAGCAGGAUGAUGUUGAGUAAAUAUUGUAAAAAUAUGACACAGGACUGACCAACAUUAACCUGACAAAAACCCAAAUGGUCCUCGCAAAGAUAGACAUACAAGGGCGCGCGUGCACACACACACA